Messenger RNA from Lynx canadensis (Canada lynx), 2442 nucleotides. It is a transcript of the gene SERPINA3, whose product is annotated as serpin family A member 3. The transcript has 5 exons. Gene Ontology annotation, biological process: negative regulation of endopeptidase activity. Gene Ontology annotation, molecular function: serine-type endopeptidase inhibitor activity. NCBI's taxonomy places the organism in Eukaryota, Metazoa, Chordata, Mammalia, Carnivora, Felidae. The record is from RefSeq and is a predicted model, not a curated record. The coding region runs from base 73 to 1338 and encodes 421 amino acids.
AGCACUCCGGGCGGGCGGCUUUGGGAUCCGCCGACUACAUCCAGCUCAGAGGCAGAGUUGAGGGCAGUUGGAAUGUCACCCCUCUUGGCUUUGGGGCUCCUGGUGGCUGGGCUCUGCCCCACUGUCCGCUGCCUCCUGGGGGGCAGGCUUGGCCCCGAGAUAGCCACCCAGGAGGUGCAACACACUGGGCCGCCCUUGGACAGCCUCCGAUUGGCCUCCAGCAACACUGCCUUCACCUUCAGCCUCUACAAGCGGUUGGUUUCAAAGACCCCCAAUAAGAACGUCAUCUUCUCCCCGCUGAGCAUCUCCACCGCCUUGGCUUUCCUAUCCUUGGGGGCCCGCGGCACCACCCUCACGGAGAUCCUCGAAGGCCUCAAGUUCAACCUCACGGAGACCCCCGACACGGAAAUCCACCGGGGCUUCCAGCACCUUCUGCAGAGCCUCAGCCGGCCCAGCGACGAGCUACAGCUGAGCGUGGGCAACGCCAUAUUUGUCAGCGAGGGGCUGAAGCUGCUGGAGAAGUUCAGGGAAGAUGCCAGGGCGCUCUACGCCUCCGAGGCCUUCUCCACCGACUUCCAGGACUCGGCUGCCGCCGAGAAGCUUAUCAACGACUUCGUGAAGAAUAGGACCCAGGGGAAAAUUGUGGACUUGGUCAAGGACCUUGACCUGCACACAGCAAUGGUCUUGGUGAACUACAUCUUCCUUAAAGCCAAAUGGAAGACGCCCUUCGACCCCCACAACACGUUCGAGGCGAAGUUCCACGUGAGCAAGAGGAGGAGGGUGACGGUGCCCAUGAUGGACCUCGAGGACGUGGAGGUGCCUUACUUCCGGGACGAGCGGCUGGCCUGCACCGUCGUGGAGCUCCAGUACGCCAGCAACGACAGCGCGCUCUUUGUUCUCCCCGACCAGGGCAGGAUGGAGGCCGUGGAGGCCGUGCUGCAACCAGAGACGCUGAGGGGGUGGAGACACUCACUGCGGCUGAGGUGGAUAGACCACCUGUACCUGCCCAAGUUUUCCAUCUCCAGCAGCUAUAAUCUGGAAGCCAUACUCCCCCAGCUGGGCGUGACGAAAGUCUUCACCAACCAGGCCGACCUGUCGGGAAUCACGGGGGAGAGGAACCUGGCAGUUUCCCAGGUGGUCCACAAGACCGUGCUCGACGUGACCGAGGUGGGCACGGAAGCAGCGGCGGCCACGGGAAGCAAAAUUAUGUUGAUGUCUGGAAAAAUUGGCCCACUGACCACUGUGCGUUUCAACAGGCCGUUUCUGCUGUCCAUACUCAGCAAAGACACCCAGGACAUCCUCUUUUGGGGUAAAGUCGCCAACCCCAAUCAAGCCUAGGGCCCCCCCUCUGAGGUGCCGGGCGCCCGGGUCUCCAGACGCAGCCUGGCCUCUGCGCACCAAGGAGCCACCUGCCAGGCCCUGCCUGGCUCAUCCUUUAGACGGUGACCGUGACUCUGCCUGGUGGCUUCCACCUGCACAGGGAGCUUGUGGACUUUUUGAUCGGCGGCUCUGAGACCUCCAGACAGCAAUAAACCACCUUUCUCGGACAGGACGCUCUCCUUGUGCCUUUCUACCCUGACCUGCCUGACUCCACGGCCCUGCAGCUGCCUGUGCCCAGGGGCCAAGCUCCAGAACCUUCCACCGGGCUCAGUCUCACCCAGGCUCUGGGCCCCUCUGCUUGCGGCACUCGUGGCCAAGCCCACCUGGACCUCAGGCCCGGGACGGGAGGAGAGCCUGCGGCCUGGUUGUCUUCUGUGGGCUCCCCUGUCCCGGGUUCCAGUCUCGCUUUUUUUCCCUCCCCUGGGCCCAGAUGUGUCUACGCAUGGACCCCCACCCCCGACCCUGACCACAUCUGGCACAGCCCCUGGACCUCUGGCUCCCGGGCCUUCUCUCCUCCGGGAUGCCUCCUUUCACCGCGCCCCCCCAGCAUGCCCAAUCCAGGGAGAAGAGCUGCUUUGUAGGUUCCCGGCCGGAGUUCCUCGCCUGCUUCACCAGUCCUGAGUCCUCUCCAACAGAUGGAACCCUCAGCAAGCAAAUGAGGCAUAAAAGGACAACUGCAGUUAAAACCUAUAGGUGAUUCUGAGCCCCAUUUUAUAGAUGAGGAAACUGAGGAACAGAGAGGCUCAGUAAUUUCCCCCAAGCCCACACAGCUAGGAAUUAUUGCCAGCGGGGUAUUAUCCCAACCUGCUAGGUGUCAAGAGGACCGCUCCGAGCCACAAAGAGAUUCUGCCCUUGAAGAUUCUCGCAGUGAUGGGGGUGGGGGGGGCCCGGGUGGCUCAGUCAGUUAAGCGUCCGACUCUUGGUUUCAGCUUGGGUCGCGAUCUCACGGUUUGGUGAGUUCAAGCCCCGUGUCAGGCUCCGUGCAGGCAGUGUGGAGCCGGCUUGAGAUUCUCUCUCUCUCUCUCUCUCUCUCUCUGCCCCUCCCCCGGUCAUGUCUCCCUC